Molecule: messenger RNA, 702 nt
Organism: Ruditapes philippinarum (Manila clam)
Lineage: Eukaryota; Metazoa; Mollusca; Bivalvia; Venerida; Veneridae
Product: dynamin-like 120 kDa protein, mitochondrial
Exons: 3
Coding region: 151-702 (183 amino acids)
Source: RefSeq, a predicted model, not a curated record
CAGUCUGUCGUACGGUUAAUUCGGAAUGUGUCAGUGUUUUCCGUUCAGCAUGACCUCCACAGAACUUUUAUGAAAAACCCAUUUUAUCCGACACUUUCUACAUCUAUUUGUACAUAUGAAACAUUUUGACGUAGAAGGAACUUUAUCGCAAUGUUGAAAAUUUUGUUUGGAAGCUUUGGACCAAAUUGCCAGUAUUGCGUUAGAAGAUUAGGAAAUGUUGUACAACAAGGAGAGGGUGCAAAAACAAUAACAUUAUGUAGACGGAAUUUAACUAACUCAUCUAAUGCCAAAAGUGGCAAGAAAAAUAUCUUAAUAUUGCAACAUACUAUUAGAGCGCAAGGAUGUUUGAAAAAUCUUCAUGUCGGCACUCAAAAGGUAGAACGACCACUGUUACGGGUAAUCCUCGGUCCACAGAUAGUCCUGUGUACCCAACAAGUGCGGCAUAUGGGCGGCUUUUCAAGAUUCAUGGGAAGCGUUGGUCGAUUCCUGCGUGUCAGAUAUUUAAUCUUUACUGGUGCAAUAGGUGGAGGGUUGGCAGCCAACCAGACAUAUGAGUCGUGGAAAGAACGUAUACCAGAUAUAAAGUGGUUGAAGGAUUAUCUUCCUGAAGCUGAUACUUUGGAUAAAAUGGCUGUGCCAUUCACGCAAGUGAGAGCUUUCGUCAACAGAAUGCACCUGCCUGAAAAGGUAUGUUAUUCUUGA